Messenger RNA from Aplysia californica (California sea hare), 2523 nucleotides. Its product is annotated as nodal homolog. Gene Ontology annotation, molecular function: growth factor activity; type I activin receptor binding; cytokine activity. Lineage: Eukaryota; Metazoa; Mollusca; Gastropoda; Aplysiida; Aplysiidae. The record is from RefSeq and is a predicted model, not a curated record. Gene Ontology annotation, cellular component: extracellular region. Gene Ontology annotation, biological process: SMAD protein signal transduction; BMP signaling pathway.
AUCUGAGGAGCACGAGACGAGGCAAGUCUGUUGUGAACUUCAAUAUCCCCUAUUUACCUCAACACGAGAAACUGAGAACUGCAGAGGUUCGGUUUCUUAGACAUCCGGACAACAACGCCAACUCUCGCAGAUACAAAUUCCGAAUACACAUCCGGAAAAACGGCAAAAUCGCCGGCAAAUUCGUCGUUCGGCAACGGUGCGUGGCGCAAGGAGAAUAUGAUGUGUUUGACGUCACCGAUAUUGUUCGUCCAUGGAUAAACAGUUACCAUGGUAAUAUAAGCUUGCAGAUCCGAGUUUCUAAAAAACUGCAAAGACAAACUCUUGUUGCUUUGAAGGACACCUCACUGCAAUCUACAUCACUGAUUGUGCUGUACCUUGAGGACAGCGAGUUUCUGAAAAAUAUGUACACUAGCUUCACAGAAGAUGAUAUUGCUGAACAUUCAACGCACAGAGCAAAAAGAGACCUUUCUCUAAAAGAAAAUCAACAUAUGGGAACUGAUAUAUUCGAUGUAUUAUCCAACUCUACGAUUUUAACGAAAUUUCGUGUGAGAAGAGAUUCGAAAAAAAAUCGACGUAGAAGGACUCGCAAGAAUCGAAAAUGGUUCCGAACAGGUCGAAAAGAGAACUGUCAAAUAUAUGACUUCGAGGUCGACUUCAACGCUAUCGGCUGGGGGCAAUGGAUUAUUCACCCAAAGAGAUUCAACUCUCGUUUCUGCUUCGGUCAGUGUCCAUCUCCGAUAGACGUGAAGUACAAGCCCACCAACCACGCCAUGCUCCAGACCCUGAUGAGGAUGAAGCGGCCCAAUGUAGCACCGCUGCCUUGUUGCGUGCCCACCCGCCUGAGUCCUGUGAGCAUGCUGUACUUUGAGUACGACGAGAUCGUUGUGAGACAUCACGAGGACAUGGUCGCUGAUGAAUGCGGCUGCAGAUGACGUACGAGAGCCUAAUUUUCCACCAAGUGACUUAUUUUUUCCAAGAAACGUCUACAAAAUAACUUGUUUCUCCGUAAAACUAUCACAAAAGUGAUCUGUUUCUCAAUGAAACUAUCACAAAAGUGACUUGUUUCUCCUUGAGAUUUCCACAGUUUUGACUUGCGUCUCCGAGAAGAUGGCUCAAGAAGCACAAAGAUUAUUGAAAUGCUCCCAAGCAUUUGCCGUGCAACUAGUAUAGACGCCCAGGCUAAAACAAAACGUUUUGCAGUGAAGUAAGCCAAACACGUUAACAAAUAUGCGUCAGAACAUUUGUUAAAGGUGAAUACAGAUUUCAUCAUAACUAAUAUUAUGGUCCUCCACACGAACUCGAUAGUCUAUAUCUGAAACACUCCACAGCAAAACUCAUACAGAUCCAAACCAAAAAUACUCGACUGAGAAAAUGUAGGUUGAGCAAUGACUAUGUAGAUCACGAUCUCCACUAACUAGGAACGUAGAAAAGAGUUCUUUCUCUGCAGAAGCCCCAUUUAUUGCGGCAGCUUUUGAGACUUAAGAAAAUACACCAUCGGGUGUCACUCGAACAAGAACAUGUGUAAGGAACAACUUGUUGUUGAUGUAAAGCGGGUUUGUGCCUUAGCUCCUGGUUUCUAAAUCGGCUGAUAUAAUUUAUUCAGACUGCUUUUAUGCAUUGCUCUGUGUUCCUUAAAAUAUUAUGGACAUGUGGGCUAUUUACAACUUUUUUCUCCAAUCGAUGUUAAGAGAACAACAUUAUUAUAUCCUUUAUUUUAGACAUGUGACGUCUGGCAGAGCUAAGAAAAGAAAUCACGAUCUUAAUAUCGUCGAAAGCUAGAAUUUGUUUCAGGUUCGUAUGCAAAGACACAAAACCAAAGGUGAUUUAACUGUUGCAUCGGGCCCAGUCCCCAAAAGAAAGAAAGAAAAGCAGUUCAUUAUGACCAUUCAAUAACUGCACUAGUGCAGUUAAAUUUUCGCCGCGCAGAGUGAUGAGGUUCACUUCACUGUUCUACGUACGUGAUGUACAUAAAAACAUAAUGUGUGUGUGUUGUAUAUGUUUAUUGGUGCAUCCAUUUAAUAAUAUAUAUGCUCCACAUUUUAUGAGGCAUGCAUUAAUUACAUGUAAGUUAAAUGGAUCAAUUGGCUGCGUUUUACAUCUUCUUUUCGACUCUAGGUAAUUUCCCCUCAUUAUACAAAGUGGUACCUCAGAAUUACAAAGUUCUAUCUGCACGGUACCUAGUUUUGAGAAAUUUGACGUCAACGAUUUUGAGUUACACGUCAUCUCAAGCUUUUUCGAAUGCAAUUCUUUGAAUAUAUGAAUAAUGACUCCGGAUAAUCUUACAAUUUGGAUAGAACAGAAAAAAUAUUUGGUUUCUGACCUCGGGGUCUUAUUAACUGGAAACGGCCCAAAAAUGUCAAAUACAACUUUGUAAUUCUGAGGUAGCGAACGGUCAAAGGUCACAUGACAGAAUCUGACUGUAGACACAAUGACGUAAAUAUCCAGGAAAAGCAGGACACGAACCCAGGACCUCAUGGCACUGUAUAACAUGAUUGAAAUAGCGCUAUCUAUCAAUGAUGAUUC